CUUGUGGGACGCCCCAACGUCGGCAAGUCGGCGCUCUUCAACAGACUACUCCGACGGCGGGUGGCGCUGGUGUACGACACCCCGAACAGUCACGUGACACGUGACUACCAGGAGGGCCGGGCGCAGUUGGGUGAUCUUGUGUUUCGUGCUGCCGACACGUCCGGGUUGGAGCCGCGUGGGGGCAGCUGGCGCGGGAGCAUUAAUGCCCGCGCCACCUCCAUCACCACGGCGCUCCUGCGGCAGUGCCACCUCACGUUGCUGGUGCUGGAUGCCAAGGACGGCGUGUUGCCCGCCGACGAGGAGGUGGCCCAGUGGCUGCUGCGUCACGUGCCCCGAGACCAGGUCCUGGUGGUCGCUAACAAGGCGGAGGGGGCCAGGGCCAGGGAUGAGAUGCCGCAAACCGUGUACGACUGCUACCGACUUGGUUUCGGAGAGCCGGUUGCCGUGUCUGCCGCCACUGGAGAGGGUCUUGCGGAUCUCUACACCGCGCUGCAGCCGCAUAUUGAUGAGGUGUCGGAGCAGCUGGCGGCGGCGGCGGCGGCAGCGGCAGCUGACAGGCCCAGCAGCAGCAGUGCUCCUGGCAGAGGAGGCGUGUUGAAGUUGGGCAUUAUGGGGCUACCGAACGCGGGUAAGUCUACACUACUCAACAGGUUGCUGGGAGAGGAGCGCGCGCUGACGGGCCCGGAGCCGGGACUCACACGUGAUGCCGUACGGGCCAUGUGGAUGUACGGCAAUCAGCCAGUGGAGCUCAUUGACACGGCGGGCUGGAUUGGGGUGGGUCGUACAGCCAGGUGGGCCGUGGCCGCCCUGUCCCGGCAGUGCACUCUGAGGUCGCUGGCCCAGGUGCAUGUGGCCGUACUGGUGGUGGAUGUGGAGAGGGCGCUCAGGAGCAACAGAGUCCUGGCUCGUCGAGAGCUAUCCCUGGCCAGCCACGUCAUCCGGGAGGGGAAGGCGCUGGUGCUCGUGGCGAACAAGAUGGACGUGCUCUCACCGCAGGACAGGACGUUGUACGGCAAGGUAAGGAAUCCGUACGGCAUCUCACGUGCCUGCCCUGCCCUUCCCAUCUCGCUGCCCGUGGUGGAGGUAUCCGCACGGGACGGUACGGGAUUGGACGAGAUUAUGCCAGUGGUGUCGAAGGCUUACGAAGCCUGGAAUAAGAGAAUUGGUACGGCACGUUUGAAUAACUUCAUGGCGAAGCUGACAGCUCGAAUGGCAGGCGGUGGCGGUACGGAGGCCAAUCUUCGCCGUAUUCGCUACGUGACCCAGAUCAAGGCGCGGCCGCCCACAUUUGUCGCAUUUCUUCGCGGCACCGCCUCUCAGCCCGUCAGUGGAGAUUUUUCAGCCUUCUUAGCGCACCAGAUUCGGGAGGUUCUGGGAUUCCCUGGAGUGCCGUUGCGGAUCUGGUUCAGGUGCGCAGCCGCAUGCCUGGCGGGGUUUAGGUAA
Volvox carteri f. nagariensis is the source of this 1443-nucleotide messenger RNA. RefSeq lists its product as uncharacterized. The record is from RefSeq and is a predicted model, not a curated record. The transcript is spliced from 11 exons. Lineage: Eukaryota; Viridiplantae; Chlorophyta; Chlorophyceae; Chlamydomonadales; Volvocaceae. Gene Ontology annotation, molecular function: GTP binding. The annotation marks the transcript as partial.